Molecule: messenger RNA, 276 nt
Organism: Macrosiphum euphorbiae (potato aphid)
Lineage: Eukaryota; Metazoa; Arthropoda; Insecta; Hemiptera; Aphididae
Source: the annotation of a GenBank genome assembly
AUGGUCGGGGCCGGUGGCCGCCUACCGGCAAGCACCGCCGUCGCCGCGCCAGCGGUGAUUUGCUCCUCGUCGGCAGUCGCCGUCACCCCGCCGGCCGUGCUCCAACAGCAACAGCAACAAAAUCAUCAGCACCUGCAACAGAUGCAACAACAGCAACAGCAACAGCACGCGCCGCCCGAUUACACUUCGGUGGCCAUCGAAAAGCUGCUCCAUUCCAUAUGGGACACCAAAGUCAACGACAUCAUGGCGGCCAUCAACCACUUGGGUUUGGUCUAA